Rubroshorea leprosula is the source of this 1214-nucleotide messenger RNA. Lineage: Eukaryota; Viridiplantae; Streptophyta; Magnoliopsida; Malvales; Dipterocarpaceae. The record is from the annotation of a GenBank genome assembly.
AGCCCGAAAGAAGGACCCAAGCAGCCACCGACGUCCCCCUUUCAAAAAUUGGCAAAAAGCUUGAAAUUUCUCCUUUCCUUCUUGUUCAAGAACAAGCUUUAGGACUUAGAACUCUCUCUCUCAACCCAGAAAUUCCAGAUCUGCUCUGCUCUUCCUCCCCUGUCCGUCGUUGCUGCUAUGUACGAAUUUCUGGGCAUUUUUCUGCACCGUGAGUCUUCCCUGCAGAUUUGCCACUGGCCUCUUCCCCUCGCCAGAUCCGGUUCUGCAGCUGGAAAAUUUUGGGUAAGUUGACAGCUCCUCCAAGUCCAAAUUAUCCAUGUAGUUGCUGCCUUGUGUUGAUUGGAUUUUCUGCUUUUGAAUUGCCCUUUUUGCUGUCCGAAAAUGAGAGAAAUUUAGGUGAAAUUGUGCUGGAAGGUGGAAUGAAUUUUGGUAGCUUUAAGUGGGUUUUUGUUUAAUUUAAGUGGAGGUUAGCUUGAGUUGGUUGCGGUGAUGUUAAUUGUGGAAGAAUCCUAUGACAUUCCAUGACUUGCUGUUUUUGGCCAAAGCUCGGUUUCUCCAUGGCUGUCUGUCGAAUUGGAAACCAUUUAUAUGUGUGAUUGUGUAUAUAUAUAUAUACACACAAUCCGAUUGUGAUGCCCAAAAUUGGAUGAAAUAAAUAAAUAAAGAAAAGAAAUAAAAUUUCCUUAUGGGCUUAAUUGUCGGUAACAUUAGAAAGGAUUAAAUAGGUAGUUUUUAUAUGGAUAUUAAUUCUGGAAUAUUUUGGCUAGGUUCUUGAAUAUUCUAUCACCUUAGCACUUGGAGUGAGUCUUCGGUUUUGUGCAAAUGAGUGGGAGUUUGUAAACGCUGGCACAUGUCGACAUGUUUACUGAUAUGACUGGUUCAUUCUGUAAUCCUACCGAUGGGAUAAUACAUUGGUAAUUACUGACGCCUGCCAAUGGGAGUUUGUUAAACACUGGUACCAUUACUGACGCCUGCUAGUGGGAGUUUGUUAAAUACUGGUACUUCUGUAACCUUGCCAAUGGGGUUAAACAUUGGUUAUUACUAACGCCUGCCAGUGGGAGUUUGUUAAACACUGGCCAUGACUUAUAGAUGAGACUACUGAUGAAUUUUACUAUGCAUGAAUGGUUUAUCAUUGAACGCUUUGCUAUUGAACUGGAUUUGAUUCUGCAUUAAUGGUUUGUCAUUGAACGCUUUGCUAUUGAACUGAAUUUGAU